This is a messenger RNA of Pelobates fuscus (common spadefoot toad), 1630 nucleotides long. Its product is annotated as high choriolytic enzyme 1-like. Lineage: Eukaryota; Metazoa; Chordata; Amphibia; Anura; Pelobatidae. The record is from RefSeq and is a predicted model, not a curated record. Gene Ontology annotation, biological process: proteolysis. Gene Ontology annotation, molecular function: zinc ion binding; metalloendopeptidase activity. The transcript is spliced from 13 exons. The coding region runs from base 30 to 1514 and encodes 494 amino acids.
AGAGAGAUAGAGUUGUUUAUGUAGUUAGUAUGGAACUAACCAAGGUACUAGUGCUGUUUGCAGCUGGUUGGACCAUUUCCCUGGCUUUACCUGUACAGGUCCUUAAUAUCACAACUUAUGAUGAUACAUCGUUUGGAACAAUAUUAACGAGUAACGAACGCAUCAUUGACCAACUACUUGAAGGUGACAUCGCACCUCGCCCUGCACCUUCUCGUGGUGCCAUGGUCUGUUCAAAUUGCUUCUGGCCACAAACCAAACCUGGGAAGGUUAUUGUGCCUCUUUUGUUUUCCACUGAAUACUCAGAGAAAGAAAUUUUAACAAUGAAAGAAGGUCUCAACCAGUUUCAAAUCCUCACCUGUGUGAGUUUUGUUGAUAGAACAACAGAAAAAGAUUAUAUCAGCAUAGAUCCUGGAAAAGGGUGCUGGUCAGUUCUUGGGAAAGUUGGUGGAAAACAGACUAUAAGCCUAGAGCAACCAAACUGCAUAAGCAGCGGAACAGUUCAACAUGAAAUGAUUCAUGCGCUGGGAUUUUACCAUGAACAGAAUAGGAGUGACAGGGAUGCAUAUGUAAAUAUCCUCAAAAAAAACAUUUGUCCAGGAAGGUUUUACAACUUUGAACUGAGUGUUACAAACAAUUUGGACCUUCCGUAUGAUUAUGACUCGGUCAUGCAUUAUCCACGAAAAGCUUUCACAAUUACUGGUGGAGAUACUAUAGUCCCAAAACCUGACCCUAAAGUGGAAAUUGGAAGGACAAAUUGGAUGAGUCAUCUGGAUGUAAAGAAAAUAAAUUUAAUAUAUAAUUGCAAUCUCUGUCGGACAAAAUUUACAAGGUUUACUUCCGGCACUUUCUCUUCUGCCGACUUCAAAUUUGGAAAUGAUAAAAUCUGUGUCUGGGGUUUUCAAACUCCACAGUAUCUGAACCAAAAGGUUUUUCUGGAAAUCUAUGAACUCAAUAUCCCACAAUCCUCUGGGUGCAGUGACUCUUACUUGAAAUUUUACAAUGGUGACAGUCGUGAAGCAAAGGUUCUUCAGGACAAGACCUGUGGGUCUACAAUAAUCCCUCUUUUAAUUUCUUCUCAAAAGAGCCUGUUGAUGGAGUUUGUGAGCAAUCUUGAACUUUCUCAAAGCAAAUUUAAGGCUUUCUAUAAAACAGUUACUGAUGGAGAUACUUUCUUCAAUGAUAAUGGAAAUGUGAAUUCGCCAUCAUAUCCUAAUUCAUAUCCCCAUAAUGCAGAUGCUGUUUAUACUAUAAGAGCACCAUCUGGUAAAAAGGUAUCUAUGACAUUUUCUGAGCUUAAUAUAGAAUAUUGCAAAUUUACUUGUUCCUGCGUCUGUGACUAUGUGAAGAUAUUUGAUGGACCCUACUUCAAUGGUCCUGUUCUGGGCAGUUUCUGUGGGUUUGCUGUACCUUCUUCUGCUGUGGUAUCUACGCAAAAUGUAGUUAUAAUAACUUUUCAUAGUGAUGGCUUGAAGAAUGCACGUGGAUUCAAGUUACAAUAUACAUUUGUGGGCUGAUUUAGAAGAUUUCUGAAGACCAAUUUGGAAAAGUGAAAAUACAAAUACCCAGCUUGUGUGUGUUUGUUUUUUUGUGUGUUGUUUUUUGUUUUUUGUUUUUAUAGAAAAAUGAAGAU